AUGUUUUACGCACAUAGAUCUCUCUGUUCAAUUCGGUUAAUUUCGACUACUCUAGUUCGGUGUCUGCCUCGUGUUACAGCAUCACAGGAAAUUCCAGUAGCCACACCAACAUCUGACUAUGCAGUAAUCAAUUCAUCUAAACAGUCUCAAACAAUCAAAUUCAAUGAUUAUAAUGUUGUUAAACCAUCUGCACCGAGCGUUCGUUCACAACCAAUUCCAAAAUCAGUACCAAAACUUAUUGAUGUGCAAACUGGCUUAAAUAAUUUUAUGAACGAAUGUGACGAACGAAUGCUAUUGAUGACAAUUGAAAAUAAAUAUAAACUAUUCGAUUGCACUAACGUGGCAACAUUUAUUCAACGCCUUCUAGAAUUAAACAUCAAACGUGAUUCCGAUGAAAAACAUCAUCAACGCUUUUUUGAUUUUGUCGAUUAUUUCAUAUUAAAACAUGGUUAUCAAUUUGAUUUUGAUCAUGUUCUAAAAAUGUAUUUUCAAUUGGCAUCAUUAAAUGGUAAUGCUAAAUUACACGCUGGAAAUUAUGCAUUAAAAGGUCUCGUUCAAUUACUAAAACACAAUGUUAAUAAAUAUCAUUUACAAGAUACUGGUCGUAUAUUAGUCAUACUAGAAAAAGAUCUUGGUUGUAAUUUACAUGAAGACGAACGAAUUCGAUCACUAUUCGAAGCACUUUUUCUUCUAACAAAAUUUCGUCAAAAUGAACUCGAUCGUUUAGACGCACAAGCGCUAGCAGAAUUAGCUUAUGUAUUUGCCACCGAACUUGAUCAUGUUUAUUUUACGAAUAUUUUAAAUGAAUAUAUUCACGACGAACUACAUCAAAAUAAAUCUUCUACUUUACUCAUAUUUCAUGCACUAGAGCGCCGUGGUUAUAAACAUAAUCGAGUAUUAGAUAUUUGCCUUCAUUUUGUAAAUGAAAACAAAGAAAUGUUUGCUGAAGAAAUGAAUGAAAUCAAAGAAAUUUUAAAAAAACUUGAAUAUAAAAUUGUCGAAGAUUAA
Rotaria socialis is the source of this 1008-nucleotide messenger RNA. The record is from the annotation of a GenBank genome assembly. NCBI's taxonomy places the organism in Eukaryota, Metazoa, Rotifera, Eurotatoria, Philodinida, Philodinidae.